Molecule: messenger RNA, 1289 nt
Organism: Westerdykella ornata
Lineage: Eukaryota; Fungi; Ascomycota; Dothideomycetes; Pleosporales; Sporormiaceae
Product: S-adenosyl-L-methionine-dependent methyltransferase
Exons: 7
Coding region: 93-1289 (398 amino acids)
Molecular function (GO): O-methyltransferase activity
Source: RefSeq, a predicted model, not a curated record
UCAUCCAUCUCUUCGCAAAUACAUAGCUAAACGACAUCCUUCACAUUGAAACAAACCACGCACACUCUUUACCUUCCUACACAGAGGACGGCAUGACACAACCACCACCCACACCCAAUGGACUCAACCAAACCCUCCUCGCCACCAUCACCAGCCUCGAAAACCUCGCCUACUCAACCCCCUACCUCCUGCACGACAAAGACCACCUCCGCAAGCGCCUGUACAAUGCUGUGCAUAAACUCCUCCCCGAGAUCGAGACCCCCACCGAGAUGGCGCAGCGUCUGCUGUACACUCCGUGCGAAAUGAUGGGCGCAAAAAUCGGCAUCGACAUGGGCGUUUUCGAGAUUCUGGCAAAGAGCGAAAAACCCUUGUCGACGGAGGAGGUCGCGAGAUUGUGUGACGUUGAGAUGGGUAUGACGGUGCGCUUGUUGCGGUUUCUGGGGUCUUUGGGGAUGGUUCGCGAGAUGGAUGGUGAGGAGGAUGGGCAGUUUUGGGGUCCUUCGAAUAGGACGAGGAAUCUGGCGAUGAGGGAGAUUGCUGCGGGUGUGAAUCACAAGCACGACAAUGUGAUGCCCGCCUGGCAUGCGCUUCCGAGCUGGUUGAGGCGCCGCGGUUACACGGUACCGAUCAUGACGACGGAUACACCGUUUGCGCAAGGCCAUGGUGUUGAGCCGCAACAGUCGUUUUACGACUGGUUGCAGGAGAGGCCGUGGAAUGCGAAUGAGUUUAAUCUGUUUAUGCGAGUGCAUCGUCUGGGUGUACAGUCUUGGAUGGAUCUGGAGGAGAGAUAUGCAUUCGUUGAUGUCGGAGGUGGAAUUGGGUUGCAGUCCAAGGCACUUGUGCAGAGAUACCCGAACACCUUCCAUGGCAAGAUAAUCCUCCAAGAUCUGCCGGAAGUAAUCGCAAAGGCACACACCGAAAACUCCGGUAUCAAUGUCAUGGCCGUAGACUUCUUCAAGAGUCAGCCUGUAACAAAUGCAAAAAUCUAUUACCUCCGCAGCAUCCUCCGAAACUGGCCUGACCCCCAAGCCCUCCUCAUCCUAUCGCAUAUCCACGCCGCUAUGUCGUCCUCCUCGCACCUCAUCAUCGACGACAUUGUCCUGAGCGACAAGAACGCAAGUAAAUACGAGACCCAGCUCGACAUGACGAUGCUUGCAAUGUUGAACGGCCAAGCGAGGACGGAGAGCCAUUUCCGCCAAUUGCUGGAGGAAGCGGGUCUUUGUGUGGAUAAGGUUCUGGUGUAUGAGAGUGAGGGCAGGGAGGCCGUUGUUGUCGCGAGGAAGGCGUGA